GUUCGGUACAAAGGUAAAUUUGAGCUGGCCGUUCUACCGUUGAGUUGUCGCUGGAAUAUAUGAGAACAUGGCGUGGCUACAGGUGUUUUUCGUGGGCGUGGCGGUGACCUUUGCCCUCAGUGACGUCAGUCUUGAUGGAAGCCUGGAGGCACGUGAAAACCGUAUCCGUAUGGAACGCGGCACCCCAUUGGACAAGACAGACGUGACGAAGCUGCCUGAAACGCAGUACAAGCACAGCCCCGAAAGAGAUGGACUCAGUAAUAGAGAUGACGAAAGCGUUAUAGAACAUAAUUUGGAAAUCAACGUAACCAUGUUUGAUGGCGAUUGUCCCAAGGGGUGUUCGUGUAGUUUUUCCACCGUUACGUGCUUUGGCGUGCUAGACUCCUUCCCUAAGUUCCCACCAGACACAACCCGUCUGGUUCUGUACUACAACAACUUCACAAGCGUCCCGCCCAAUGCCUUUCCCGGCCUGGACAAGCUUCAGUACCUGAUGAUGCCCUUUGGAAAAGUGGACUUCAUAGAGAGCGGUGCCUUCAGCGGUUUGGGCUCUGUGACUUUGCUCAACUUGAGCACGAACGCUAUUCACUCACUCAUCAGCACCGCAUUCACAGGUCUGGACAACCUACAGGCUCUCGACCUGGUCUCUAACAAAAUCGACUCUUUUGGUGACGGAGCCUUCGGGCCGCUGAAGAAUCUCAAAUUCCUACAGAUCACACCAGUGACUUCCCAGUAUCCGUACAGCGCGUUUAACAGUUUGGUUAACCUCGAAACCUUACAUGUCCAGGACGGCAGGUUUUCCGCCGUUCCCGGCUACGCGUUUUCGAGCAUGAAGAAGCUAACCACUCUCAUCAUAGCAGACAACCCAAACCUGGCUACCAUCCACCCAGAAGCGUUCUCUCCCGGCACGCUGAACGCAUCACUGACUAACAUAGACCUUGAUCAUUGUAACCUUCGCGAGAUCCCUUCACAAGCGUUCCGCUAUGUCCAGUCUCUUCGCUCGCUCUCUGUGUCUAAUAACCCUAUAGGCCAGGUCGACGACAACGCGUUUGCGAGCCUCCCAAACUUGCAGUUUCUCAACUUACAGGGACUCGGGUUGGCGGUUCUGUCUAAAGAUGCCUUCAACGGCCUCGACAGCAUCCAGAGUAUCUACAUGGACAGCAACAACCUGCUUAGCCUCACCCCGGACCAUUUCAGCGGCUACGUCAAGACGCUGAAGACCGUGACUUUGUCCGACAACCCCUGGCACUGUGACUGUGACUUGUGGCGCUUCAACAGAUGGCUGCACACGGAGACUAACAUCACCGUGUACCAGUCGCUGGUGUGCGCGACCCCUGGACAGCUCAGAGGCCAACAACUCGACAAGAUUACUGCAACUCAGGCAGGCUGUCGCUAGGGUCCAGGCAAACCUGAAUUCAACCCGGUUUAAUUGGAGUAUAGCAAAAUCAAAAAGGAGGAAAACUAGCCAGGAGAAACGAGUUUUCGUAACUAUCUUUUUUUUUUAACUUUUCGACGUUACUAAGACAUAGACAAGUUAAGAGUAUAGAAAAAGGAUGUGCCAAGCUACCCACGACAGGUUACUGUCCGAGUGCUCCCACCAACCCACUCCUGCCAACCUAACCGCGACUGAAGACUAACUUUCCCGACUUAACUCAAUAAAGCAAAGCAA
This is a messenger RNA of Branchiostoma belcheri (Belcher's lancelet), 1666 nucleotides long. Its product is annotated as chondroadherin-like protein. Bases 68 to 1393 code for a protein of 441 amino acids. The transcript is spliced from 2 exons. Gene Ontology annotation, molecular function: protein binding. NCBI's taxonomy places the organism in Eukaryota, Metazoa, Chordata, Leptocardii, Amphioxiformes, Branchiostomatidae. Gene Ontology annotation, cellular component: plasma membrane. The record is from RefSeq and is a predicted model, not a curated record.